Molecule: messenger RNA, 2891 nt
Organism: Choloepus didactylus (southern two-toed sloth)
Lineage: Eukaryota; Metazoa; Chordata; Mammalia; Pilosa; Megalonychidae
Gene: GLUL
Product: glutamate-ammonia ligase
Exons: 7
Coding region: 172-1293 (373 amino acids)
Cellular component (GO): cytoplasm
Molecular function (GO): glutamine synthetase activity
Source: RefSeq, a predicted model, not a curated record
GCCGGGGGCGGCUCCAGGCCGCAGAUAAAGGAUGCCGGGCUCGAAGCUGCAGGGCAGAGCCGAGAAUGAGAGAAGACUUGGGCGUCUGACCUGCACACCGUGCCUCCUCUCACUUCGCUCUCGCGGCCUUCCCGCCCUCUGUCCUGCUUGCUGCACAGAACACCUUCCACCAUGGCCACCUCAGCAAGUUCCCACUUGAACAAAGGCGUCAAGCAGGUAUACAUGGCUCUGCCCCAGGGCGAGAAAGUCCAGGCCAUGUAUAUCUGGAUUGAUGGCACUGGAGAAGGACUGCGCUGUAAGACCCGCACCCUGGACAGUGAACCCAAGUGUGUAGAAGAGCUGCCUGAGUGGAAUUUUGAUGGCUCUAGUACUUUUCAGUCUGAAGGCUCCAACAGUGACAUGUAUCUCACCCCUGUUGCCAUGUUUCGGGACCCUUUCCGCAAGGACCCCAACAAGCUGGUGUUCUGUGAAGUCUUCAAGUACAACCGAAAGCCUGCAGAGACCAAUUUAAGGCACUCCUGUAAACGGAUAAUGGACAUGGUGAGCAACCAUCACCCGUGGUUUGGAAUGGAGCAGGAAUAUACCCUGAUGGGGACAGAUGGACACCCCUUCGGCUGGCCUUCCAACGGCUUCCCUGGGCCCCAAGGCCCGUAUUACUGUGGAGUGGGAGCAGACAGAGCCUAUGGCAGAGACAUCGUGGAGGCCCACUACCGGGCCUGCUUGUACGCUGGCAUCAAGAUCGCGGGAACGAAUGCUGAGGCCAUGCCUGCCCAGUGGGAAUUCCAGAUAGGACCCUGUGAAGGCAUCGACAUGGGAGAUCAUCUCUGGGUGGCCCGUUUCAUCUUGCAUCGUGUAUGUGAAGACUUUGGCGUGAUAGCAACCUUCGAUCCUAAGCCCAUUCCUGGAAACUGGAACGGUGCCGGCUGCCAUACCAACUUCAGCACCAAGGCCAUGCGAGAAGAGAAUGGUCUGAAGUACAUUGAGGAGUCCAUCGAGAAACUAAGCAAGCGGCACCAGUACCACAUCCAUGCCUACGAUCCCAAGGGGGGCCUUGACAAUGCCCGGCGCCUAACUGGAUUCAACGAAACCUCCAACAUCAAUGAUUUCUCUGCUGGUGUAGCCAACCGUGGCGCCAGCAUCCGCAUUCCCCGGAUGGUUGGCCAGGAGAAGAAGGGCUACUUUGAAGACCGCCGCCCCUCUGCUAACUGUGACCCCUUUGGGGUGACAGAAGCCCUCAUACGCACGUGUCUGCUCAACGAGACUGGCGACGAGCCCUUCCAGUACAAGAACUAAGUGGACUUAGACCUCCAGCCAUCAAACCCCUCCCAGUUCUUCACCCCACUCCCACUUUUCCUGUCUCCCAAUUGUCCUACUAACUGUAACUCAAAGGGCAGAAUAUCAAGGUCUUUUUUUUCCCUUGUGCCCAGUUAAUAACUCUUGCUUUUUUGGGUCAGGGUAGAGGAGUCAAGUUCUUAAUCUCUUCACACCCACCCCAUCCACCUUCUUAUCCUAUUACAGAAGCUUUGGAAGACUGAGGAAGUAGUGCAUUAGUGAGGAGGGGUGGGAGGGGCAACAUAACCACUGGUUCCAUUUAAUCAGGUGUGUUUGUCCACUAGGCAUAGUCCGGUCUGGACAGGGAACAUCUGUGUUUGUGAAAGGAGAGCAGGACUUUUUCUGUGAGGUUAGCUAAGGUGAGGGGGGGCUGACUUACUGUGUAGAUAGCUGAGAAUUUACCCUUCCCACUUUUGGUGGGAAGUUCCAUGUUUUAAAAAGGAUUAUAACCAACUUUCCUUUUGAAGUGGGAGUUAGAGAAGGAAAGGUUACAGAGAUUAGGAGGAAAAUGCCCUUGAUCUCUUGCUGUUGUGCUUCCCUUGCUUGAGGCUAAAUGCCCUAACCUGAAGAGUGUUAACUGAUGGAUAGUCCUACCAUAAGAAGACAAAGUUCCUAUUGCUUGGUCCUCCAUUUAUAACACAAAGCAGAGUAGUAUUUUUAUAUUUAAAUGUAAAAACAAAAAAAUUAUAUAUAUGGGUGUGUGGAUAUAUGUGUUUUUCUAAAGGAGAAAACCAUUCUAAUCACUGGAAGGCAAAUUUGUCUGGUUAGAAAUAAGGAUCUCCUUUUGAGUCCGGGUGGAAGAGGCAUUGCUUGAAAAGUUGGCUACUUGAGGCCAUUAUUCCCUCCUUACCACUUGGGGAGCUUCAGUGUGCCCUGCCCACCCUUCCAAAGGGAGUGGGAAUUGGUCCGGUAACAGAUAGAUGCAGGUUACUAGCAGUGGGAGUCACGUGAGCCUGGUGGCUCUGGUUUGGAAGACACACACGUACUUGUGCACACAGGGGUUCAGCAAUAUGAGUUGGCUGGUCAACUUAAGCUUUAUGUUCCCGACAAAGGGGUACUGGGGUUAUUUUCUGGUGGGAGUAGCAUGUUACUAAAGCAGGCCUUUUGAUAUAUUAAAAAUUUUUAAAGCAAAACAAGUUUAGUUUUUAGUCAUAUUUGUAGGAUUUCUGAGUCUUUCUGUUUUACAGAAUUGCUUGUUGGCUUCAACUGUUUCCCCAUCUCUGCCCUUUGAGGAGAUGGGAAAGGCCUGGAGUCACAAUUGUGAUUUUGUAUUCUGGUGUCUUUCCAUGAGUGCGAGAUACUCCUUUAACAUUUCUAAAGAGUUGUGUUCCUUUCCUUUUAUAAUAAAAAAAAAAAAGCAAAUCCUACCUUAAUCCCUACAUUUUUCCCUACUUGUUCAAUGGUGAUUUUUGUGUUGACUGCAGCAAGUAUGCUGUGGUUUUCUCUUGCCAUGACGACUUCUGAUUGCCAUGUACAGUAUGUUCACAGAUAAUUCCUCAUUGUAAACAAACUGUAACUGCCCAGAGCAGCUCUUAUAAAUCAGCCUAACAUUUGUAAGA